Pezoporus occidentalis (night parrot) is the source of this 4189-nucleotide messenger RNA. RefSeq names its product adrenoceptor beta 1 (gene ADRB1). Gene Ontology annotation, molecular function: beta1-adrenergic receptor activity. The transcript is spliced from 2 exons. The record is from RefSeq and is a predicted model, not a curated record. The coding region runs from base 111 to 1580 and encodes 489 amino acids. Gene Ontology annotation, biological process: adenylate cyclase-activating adrenergic receptor signaling pathway; positive regulation of heart rate by epinephrine-norepinephrine; norepinephrine-epinephrine-mediated vasodilation involved in regulation of systemic arterial blood pressure. Lineage: Eukaryota; Metazoa; Chordata; Aves; Psittaciformes; Psittacidae. Gene Ontology annotation, cellular component: plasma membrane.
CGCGGGGCCAUGCGGCAGCGCGGGGCGGUGGCAGCGGAGGUACCGGUACCACCGGCACCGGCACCAGUUGCGGGGCCGCCUUCCUGCCCGCGGCGCGGCCCCGCAGAGCCAUGGGCGAUGGGGGGCUGCCGCCCGACUGCGGCCCCCAGAACCGGUCGGUGGUGCCCCCCGGGAGUAGGCAGCUGCCCGCCGCCGAGCUGCUGUCGCAGCAAUGGGCGGUGGGGAUGAGCCUGCUGAUGGCCCUGGUGGUGCUGCUCAUCGUGGCCGGGAAUGUGCUGGUGAUCGCGGCCAUCGGGAGAACGCAGCGGCUGCAGACCCUCACCAACCUCUUCAUCACCUCGCUGGCCUGCGCCGACCUGGUGAUGGGGCUGCUGGUGGUGCCCUUCGGGGCCACGCUGGUGGUGAGGGGCACCUGGCUCUGGGGAUCUUUCCUCUGCGAAUGCUGGACCUCGUUGGAUGUGCUCUGCGUGACAGCCAGCAUCGAGACCUUGUGCGUCAUCGCCAUCGACCGCUACCUGGCCAUCACCUCGCCUUUCCGCUACCAGAGCCUCAUGACCAAGGCUCGGGCCAAGGGCAUCAUCUGCACCGUCUGGGCCAUCUCCGCCCUGGUCUCCUUCUUGCCCAUCAUGAUGCACUGGUGGCGGGAUGAGGACCCCCAGGCACUGGAGUGCUACCAGGACCCGGGCUGCUGCGACUUCGUCACCAACAGGGCUUAUGCCAUCGCCUCGUCCAUCAUUUCUUUCUACAUCCCUCUUCUCAUCAUGAUCUUUGUGUAUCUCCGAGUGUACAGAGAGGCCAAGGAGCAGAUUAGGAAGAUCGAUAGGUGCGAGGGCCGGUUCUAUGGCAGCCAGGAGCAGCCACAGCCCCCCCCACCUCCUCACCACCAGCCCAUCCUCGGCAACGGCCGAGCCAGCAAGCGAAAGACCUCCCGCAUCAUGGCCAUGAAGGAGCAAAAAGCCCUCAAGACUUUGGGCAUCAUCAUGGGAGUGUUCACCCUUUGCUGGCUCCCUUUCUUCCUGGUGAAUAUCGUCAACGUCUUCAACAGAGACCUGGUGCCGGACUGGCUCUUCGUUUUCUUCAACUGGUUGGGCUACGCCAACUCUGCUUUCAACCCCAUCAUCUACUGCAGGAGCCCCGACUUCCGUAAGGCCUUCAAGAGGCUGCUCUGCUGCCCCAGGAAAGCCGACCGGCGGCUGCACGCCAGCGGUGGGGAGCUGGCCCCGCUGCCCGGGGGCUUCAUCAGCACCGUGGGCUCCCCCGAGCGCAGCCUGGCAGGGACCUGGUCCGACUGCAACGGAGGCACAAGGGGCGGCAGCGAGUCCAGCCUGGAGGAGAGGCAUAGCAAAACAUCCGAUUCGGAGUCCAAGGGAACAGUCAGGCUAAUGGAUUUUCAUUGUCUUCUGCUUCUGUUCAUCAAUCUAGGUGAGUUCAAAACAGUGCUGUCUUUCUUGUGCUCUCCUUUCCCUGCUCGCUUAUUACAACCUCAAGUACUUGGAGCUGAUAAAACACAUCGGUUUGCUACCAUCAGCCUCAUCCUGACUGGAGGAAAGCACAUGGGGUUGACCCCCUACAUCAAAUGACUUGUGGCCUUCUGCAUGGACAUCUGUAUUUUGUGCUAGGUAGCUGCAAGUAGGCAAUUCCUUGCUUAGGGUGGACACUAGCUUCCUACUAUUAUGAGCUCAGACUUCAACAUCCUUCAAGACAGACAUUAUUUCCCGCCUGGGUUCACCAAAACUUGGUUGGGUCUCCAAACCGCUCCUUUGUUUACAGGCUUUUCCGAGCAUGCAGUAGGGCUUUUUAUUGGGGAAGGAAGGGAGGUGGUGUAGAGGAAACUAUUACAAAGCUAUAGAGCAUAAACAACUUUCAUGUAAACUCCAAACCCCACUUGGCAAGGAAGAGGUUAAGGAUAAGGGGUGGUUGGGGGGACUCAAUAAGGCAAAGAUAUAAAUAGUGAGUGGGAAAGCCUGGGGAGGCACACAAGGAAGGGGAGGUAAGGAGCUGACCCUCAAUGGGGUGGAUUCCCUUGGCUUGCUGAAAGCUCUGUGCUCCUCUGCCCUCACGGUUUGGACCUGGGUCCUGAUGCCAAAGCAGGGGGAUGCUCUGGCAGAAACCCUGUGUAUCCAGGGCUGUAUUGUUCAAAGGGGGACCUGAAAGGUGUUUCGGUCACCUGAGCACUUUCUGCAGAGCUAGAAACUGGGUCCUCCAGACCUUUCAGAGCCAGGAGCUGCUCUUUGCCCACUCGGAUGGUUGGAGCAGGAUUUCCGUUUUCCUACCAGCCUUGGUGCUUUCUGGUUUGUUUUUGUCCAAAUGGGAAAUGCAUAACAUGAAACUGUUUAAACAACUUGUGGUACAAGGAAGCCCGCUGGAGUAAAGUACGACUCUGGAAUUCAUUUCCAAGGAAAUGAUGCACUCUCCAAAAGCACUUCACUCAAGCACUACAAUUUAAAGUCGCAGGGUAAUUGCUGGCCCUCUUCGGUGCUGCCUGCAGCCCUCACCUAGGUCUGAGCAUGGUGCAUGAGGAGGGCAGGAGCCUGCCAAGAUCAUCCCUGCUGCUGCCUGGUCUUGCCAUCAGCAGAUCUUUGCACGCAAGGCACUGCUCAAUGUGGACAUUGCUGGUGAAGAGGCACCAGGCAAUGUUAUCUAAACUCUGUGCCAACGGAUAUGUUAAGAUACACAAAAAUGUUAGCAAGGGCGUUUCCUUAACUAUGUUUUAAACCACCCAUAGCAGCUAUGUGCACCAAGAUGACAAAGUGCAGAGUGACCAAGCAAAGGACCAUCUCCCCUCUCCCCCAGGCUGUCAUGUUGGUACCCAAGCACAGUUGAAUGCCUGAGGAUCAGGGUGGGUCUGGCUGUUAGAGCUGUCCUGACUGUUGCUUUGCUUGCAUGGGUAGGUCUGGACAGCCUGGUGCUGUGGAAGGAAAACCCAGGAGCCACAGAAGCCUCAGAGGAAUUCUCUUGUUCUAUUUCCAGCCUUUCUUUUUAAGAUACAAAGGGCUUCAGAUCAGAUGCAUUUCUGAAGCUUAUCUGUGUGAAUAUUUGACUGCUUAUCCAAACAGAACAAAAACCUUCAAACCUUCUGAGGUCCAUCCAUCAAGAGCCUUAUCUCCCCAUGUCACCAUUCACCUCCCGGCUGCUGCUGCUCGGAGCCUCCCGCCAGCUGGGGCUUAGCUCUGCCCUCCAGAUUCCCAUAUCCAUCCCCAGUCCAGGCAGCUACACGGCAUUAUCCAUAGUCUCCUCCUUGGCUCCCUGCCCCUUCAGUGAUGGCCUUUGUAUUGCAUGCAGGCCUGGGCUGCUGCAUGGUCUGCAGCCAGCCAGCAUCCCGAUGGGCUGCAUUUGUGCUGCUGUAUUGCAGCCCGUCAUCUCCAUCUCCCACAUAUGCAGCCAUCUGGGCUAUGCACACUGACUCUGCUUGGCCCCAACAAGCAGAACAUUUGUCUGGUUUUAUGGGAUAUUAAUGAAGCCCAGAUAAAGGAAUGCAGUCUCCUCUGUCUGAGGUUCAAAGACUGAAAUAUUUCCGAUCUGCUCUCUGGUAAAAAGGAGGUUUUGUAAGAGGUCCCCUAAAUCCCAGCUGUUGGGUACGGGAGGAGGGGAUGUCAGCCCUCACUGCCUGACAGCCACUGAUCCCCUCUACUGGAGGAUCCUCAUUGCUCGGUCAGGCUGCUAGAAACUCAGAUAUCAUCCCUAAAAACCCAGGUGGUAGCUGAGCACAGGACCUGAGCCACUGAGAAGCCCUAGGAGCAUGGCAAGCCAGCAUCCUCAGUCCUGUGCAGGUUCCUGUCCAGGUGCAACAUCUGUGUAGUUAGUCUUAUGCCCAAUUCAUACAAUGGGCUAUUCAGCCUUGUCAGAAGAGCCUUUGCAGUACUCAGUAUCGGGGCCACAGGACAUUUCUUGAUUUGAAGCUGAGCUGGCGCAAGAAGUCGUCUGCAGUCCCGCUGUCCUGUCAGAGCCAUGGCCAAAAACAACAGGGUGAAGGCGUGGAAAGAGCCGCCCAUCCACAGUGUAACCGAGUUAAAACAGGGGCCUGGAUGUUUGGGGCUGGAGAACAGCUUUUAGGCAGGUCAGAGGCUGAAAUCCUGUGCACAACGGCGGGGAUCAGUGGUCUCUGCUGCUUGGUACUGCCUGGUCUCAGCCUAGAUCUACACAAACCUUGGCAUCAGGGUGGCUUUUUCCAAUGGGGACUGUUUUCCUA